Messenger RNA from Eruca vesicaria subsp. sativa (arugula), 4115 nucleotides. NCBI's taxonomy places the organism in Eukaryota, Viridiplantae, Streptophyta, Magnoliopsida, Brassicales, Brassicaceae. The record is from the annotation of a GenBank genome assembly.
AUGGUCCCCGAGAAGAAAGAAGAAGCUUGUGAAGUUAACUUCCGGCAAAGCAAUCCAACAAUGCGAGCUUCGACAAUUUUACUCUGUAGUGUUGUUCUGAUUCAGCUGUUUGCUGCUCAAAUCAAUACUCAAAGAUCUAAAAGUCCAUGGCAGACACUCAGUGGUGAUGCUCCUCUUGUGAUUGCUCGUGGUGGGUUUUCUGGAUUGUUUCCAGAUUCGAGUAGUGCUGCUUACGAUUUGGCAAAGCAGACAAGUUUAGCUCGUGGUGUUCUAUGGUGUGAUGUUCAGCUAACCAAAGAUGGACAUGGGAUUUGCUUCCCUGAUUUAAAAUUGAACAAUGCUUCAACUAUUGAAUUUUUUUACCCAAAUCGCCAUAAAACUUACCCGGUUAAUGGAGUCACUACUCAGGGUUGGUUCACCAUUGAUUUCUCCUUGAGAGAUCUCAAGAAUAUUUCUUUGAUCCGAGGAAUAUUAUCUAGGUCAGAAAAAUUUGACGGAAAUGGAUACUCGAUUUUAACGGUCCAAGAUGUAUCCAUGCAGAUUAAACCAGAAAGUUUUUGGUUAAAUGUUCAGCACGAUGCGUUCUAUGCUCAACAUAAUCUGAGCAUAAUCAGUUUUCUGAUAUCAGCUUCAAGAACUGUUUCCAUUGACUACAUCUCUUCCCCUGAAGUGAAUUUCUUUAGGAAAAUUUCCGGUCGUUUUGCACCUAAAGGACCGAGUUUGGUAUUCCAGUUUCUUGGAAAAGAAGAUUUGGAGCCGACAACAAAGAGAACUUACGGUUCUAUCUUGAGUAACUUAACUUAUGUCAAGACGUUUGCUUCAGGAAUUCUUGUUCCCAAAUCGUAUAUAUUUCCACUCGAUGACAAGCACUACUUGCUCCCUCCUACAUCAUUAGUACAAGAUGCUCACAAAGUAGGAUUACAAGUAUAUGUGUCAGGUUUUGUAAAUGAUGCUGAUAUUGCUCACGACUAUAGUUCCGAUCCAGUGUCUGAGUAUCUAUCUUUUGUGAACAAUGGUGAUUUUUCUGUCGAUGGUCUGCUGUCUGAUUUCCCCGUAACUGCAUCUGCAUCCAUUGACUGCUUCUCCCACAUCGGCAGAAACGCUACAGAACAAGUGGAUUUUCUUGUUAUAUCGAAAAAUGGUGCGAGUGGGGACUACCCCGGAUGUACAGACUUGGCAUAUGAGAAGGCAAUCAAAGAUGGAGCUGAUGUUAUUGAUUGCUCGGUCCAAAUGUCCAGCGAAGGAAAACCCUUUUGCUUAAGUUCGAUAGAUCUCAAGCAAAGUACAAUGGUAGCCCAAAGUCCUUUUACAAAUCGUUCAACAAUGAUUCCUGAGAUUAGCUCAGAUGCUGGAAUAUACACCUUUAGUCUCACAUGGUCUGAGAUUCAGAGUUUGACUCCUGCGAUUUCAAACCCCUUCAGGGUAUAUAAAAUGUUCAGGAAUCCAAAUGAGAAAAAUUCUGGGAGGAUUAUCUCACUCUCUAAAUUCCUAAACUUGGCAAAUAACUCCACUUCUCUCUCCAGUGUUUUGAUCAGUGUACAGAAUGCAGUGUAUCUGAGAGAGAAGCAAGGGCUCGACGUGGUUAAAGCAGUUCUCGAUACACUCACGGAAGCUGGUUACAGCAAUGGAACAACCAUAACAAAGGUCAUGAUUCAGUCAACGCACAGCUCGGUUCUUGUUGACUUCAAGAAGAAGAGCAAGUACGAAACUGUCUACAACAUUGAAGAAACCAUUCGUGAUAUUAGUGACUCUGCUAUCGAAGACAUAAAGAAAUUUGCCAACGCUGUUGUCAUCACAAAAUCAUCCGUCUUUCAUGACUUUGAAGGGUUUGUCACGGGGCAAACAAAUGUUGUGGAGAGGCUUCGGAAGUCUAAGCUUCCGGUUUACGUGGAACUCUUUCAGAAUGAGUUUGUAUCUCAACCAUAUGACUAUUUUUCAGAUGCAACUGUUGAGAUUAACACAUAUAUCACUUAUGCCGGUAUCAGUGGAACCAUAACAGAGUACCCUCUCACAGCUGCAAGAUACAAAAGGAACCAAUGUUUGGGGAGAAAUGAAACUCCAUCUUACAUGUCCUUUUUUAAACCCGGUAGCUUCUUAAGCCUUGUGAAUCCAAAGUCCUUACCUCCAGCAGAAGCUCCAAACCCGGUUUUCACAGAUGAUGAUGUCACUGAGUCUCCACUACCCCCGGUUACUGCAAAGUCCCCAAAUUUGAAUUUCACAGAUGAUGGUCAUUACAAACUUUGCAGCCAACCGUUUAGCUGUGGCGAUCAGAGGGAUCUCUUGUACCCUUUCUGGAUACCAGGCAGGGAAGAGUGCGGCUACCCCGGCUUCAUGCUCAACUGUAGCGGUGCAUUCGCAGAGAUGACUGUCUCCUCCGUGAAGUUCAGAAUCUUAAUGGCAAACUAUGACUACCAUAUCAUAAGUCUCGCCAUAUCAGACUACAUCGACAAUCUUUGUCCCACAAACCCUCGAAAUGAAUCAUUCUACCUGAGCGCCCUUCAGUUCGCACGUGGCACCGAGCUGCUAACCAUUUUAUAUGGCUGUCCAGACCUAUCAGCUCUUAUCUCCACUAGCCAAGUUUACAAUUACUUUACCGAGUUUCAGUGUAAGGAUGAUGUGGAAGGUUUGAAAAAUUACGGUGUUGUGAAAAACAGUUCGUCUGUUUUACUAUACGGGAGGGAUGGCACUAAAAACUUGGAGCAAAACUGUAGAUCAGAAGUCAGUAUACCUGUUUCGGCAUCGACGUUACACACUCUGCGUUUGGAUAAUCCGAAGAAGUCUCUUGAACAGGGUUUUAAUCUUGAAAUUAACCAAGACUGCUCAAUGUGCUUAGAGUCCAAGGGUGCUUGUGGGUACAAUCAUAUUUCGAGGGGAUUUGUCUGCUAUUGUGACGAUGCGACUCAUGGCCAAAACUGUGGCUCUGGAAAGAGAAGUGACGGGUCUUUGAUCAAAGCGAUUCACAAAGGGUCUCUGUCCAACCCAAUUCCCAAAGUUUCGGGUUCGGUAGCAGGCGUUGUUCUGUUCGUGAUCUUAUUAUCACUCUCUCUUCAUUUUCUCCGGAAGAGAGAAUUACGUCUGAGACAACAUAAUCUGAUGUCCCUCAUUCCACUCAAGCACUAUACUUACGCACAGGUGAAAAGAAUUACAAAGUCAUUUGCAGAAGUGGUUGGGAGAGGCGGAUUUGGAAUUGUUUAUAGAGGAACCCUCUCUGAUGGUCGUAUGGUUGCGGUGAAAGUCUUGAAAGACUCAAAGGGUAAUGGUGAAGAUUUCACCAAUGAAGUUGCAAGCAUGAGCCAAACUUCUCAUCACAACAUUGUUACCUUGCUUGGUUUCUGCUCCGAAGGUUCCAAAAGAGCCAUUAUAUAUGAAUUCUUGGGAAAUGGAUCUCUUGAUAAAUUCAUCUCAGGCAAGUCCUCGGUGAAUUUGGAUAGGACUACGUUGUAUCAGAUUGCGCUAGGAGUUGCUCGUGGCCUGGAGUAUUUGCAUCAUGGCUGCAAAACAAGGAUUGUACAUUUCGACAUCAAACCACAAAAUGUGCUCUUAGAUGAAAACUUUUGCCCCAAGGUUUCGGAUUUUGGCCUUGCUAAGCUCUGUGAGAAGAAAGAGAGUGCUUUGUCAUUGCUGGACACAAGAGGCACAAUAGGGUACAUUGCACCAGAAAUGAUUUCAAGAGUUUAUGGUAGCGUGUCUCACAAGUCAGAUGUUUAUAGCUUUGGAAUGUUGGUUCUUGAGAUGAUUGGCGCAAGGAAUAAAGAAAGUGCUCAUGAAGACUCUGCUUCUAACACAAGUUCAAUAUACUUUCCUGAAUGGGUAUAUAGGGAUCUUGAAUUAGGAAAGCCCACCAGAUGUCUUACCGAGAACGGAAUCAGCAAUGAGGAAGAGGAGAUAGCCAAGAAGAUGACAUUGGUGGGUUUGUGGUGUAUUCAGUCCUCCCCAUUGGAUCGCCCACCGAUGAACAGAGUUGUAGAGAUGAUGGAAGGAAGCCUUGAAGCUAUUGAAGUGCCUCCGAGACCUGUCUUGCAGCAAAUUUCCACGGCAACUCUUCAGGAAUCUCUAACGCUUUCAGAUAGUUUGGUUUAAGCAGAAUUUCUAUAUCAGUAGCCUCUUUGAAAUUU